AUGACUAUAUUUGAUCCAAGUAGGUAUAACCAGACAGCUCUUAGGCCAGAAACAGCCAGUAGGGCUGCUACCUCAAAGAUCCUUUCGAAAUCUCCUUUCUGUUGUUCAUCUCAUAAUCUUCAUAUAACAGAAGCAGCUUUAAGCCCAAAGAUAACUGAAAAACUUGCAAACACAGUUUCUCUUGAGAACAGCUCUAGCAUAGCCCUUCAUGAAAUGGCUGUAAGUGGUGCUAAUGAUACUAACAAAAACCAUCAAUCACCAAACACAGAAAAAAGUGAAGAACAUUUGUCUGUAAUGAUUGAACCUCCUGAAACAGAAAAAGAUACCGAGACAACAGAAACUGCAGCAAAAACUGAUGGAGAAGAACGGUGUGUAAACAGACAUGUAGAUGUACAAGAUGUGUCUAGUAAUGCACCAGCUUCAUCUCGGGAAGCGCCUCACAGACGAUUUUACCGUAGCUUAUCCGCUAGACUUCCAAAGAGUGUUUCAAAAAGGAAUGAAGAACCAGAAUCUAGUGAUGAAGCUUGUUGUACAAGAUUGGCUUAUGUUUUCCAAAGAAAAGCUUUAGAUCUGGCAUCUCGUCGUUCUGAAAAAAAGAAUCCUCCUAUUAAACCCCCUAAGCCUACACCUGAAGCUAUUGCAAAAGCAUCCGCUUCAAGGGAAGCACAUGAAAAUGAAGUACGAUUUCGAGAAAAACGAACUCGAGGACCUCGACCAAGAAGUUUCGGCGAUGAUAUUCCUGUCUGCAAAGGGGUUAUUCGAUUCAUUGAUGACAGUGGAAGUGAAGUAUCAAGUGAUUAUCCUAAUGUUGACCUAUAUCAGUUUAUCACAGUCAGGAAGCAUGAUAGUAGUGAAGCAGACUAUUCAGACAAUGGUCUGUAUGAAAUUCCUGAUGUGCCAAACUCUCAGAAAGAAGUUCCUGCUUCAGGAAAAACAAUUUUACAGCAAGAGAGAGAAAAUGAAGCCCAGAUGUCAGAAUCUUCAGCACUUCAACAUUCAAGUAUUUUCCCCAAACUUUCUUUUGGAACAAAUUUUAAAGACAAAUUUUUUAAACCAAUGCUUGGAAAAACAUCUUCACGUUCACCCUCAAAAUCAUCUCAGGGAAAUAGUGAUGCUUUAAAAAUACUUUGUGAAACUAAACAUGAUCAAGGGGAAAACACAAGUAGAUUAAAGGAAGAAACUGUGAACACAGAGCCAUUUUUGGAAGAAGAUAUGAACUUUUCAGGAUCAGUUAGUGAAACAAAAAAAAGAAUAAAAACUUCUAAUACAAGUUCAAAAGUAUUUCCAGAACCAGUUGAAAAUACAACAAAAACUUCUCCUGAAAUCAAGACUCUAAAACAACUUGCUCAAGAAAAAUCUGAGGUAACAGAAACACAAUUUUCAUCAGCAGCUACAAAAGAGAAUCUUCCUGAAGCUGCUGCUAAUGAUUUUGGGAUUCCUGUUAGACCUGUUCCUCCAGCAAGAAGUAAAUCUCAAAGAGAAAAACAUGUAGCUAAAUCUCCUGUUCACAAAAAGUCUUUUAUAGAACAAAAUGGUAGUGAAGUUUUUUCUGAAGAGAAGGCCAUUGCUAGCACUGAUAUAACUUACACACAAAAUGUUCAGGAACAGUCAAAUAAGCCCCAGGAAGAAGUAACAACUGAAAAAUAUUCUUUAUCUGAAGAAGAAAAAAGACUAGCAAAAACUGUACAAGAUGUUAACUUUGUUGAUAGGUUAAGAGAAGAUGAAGAAGAAGGAUGUGCUGAAAACGUCAAAGAAAUGGCAGUCUGUGAUAAGCUAACAGAAGAAAGAAAAUCAGCUGAAAGUUGCAGAGAGUUUUCAGAUGUUGAUCUUACAGAAGAAGGAAUAUCUACUGACAAUAUGAAAGAAUCCAUCUGCUUUGAUAAGAUAGCACAACCUAUUUGUCUUGAUAAGCAAAUGGAAGAAAAAAGGUCAAGUGAAGAGAGCAAAUCAGCUCAACAGGGUGAAUUAGUGCAAGAAACAUAUUAUGCUGUUCCAAAACCAGCUGUUCCUCCACGUCCAAAAAGACUUGGAGUUUCUUCACAAAGAUCACUUCAAGCUUUCAGUAAUGAAAUCAAAACCAAAACUCAUCCACCAAGAUCAGUGAGCCCAAAUAAGAAAGCCAGUAGCAUAAACAAGCAAGGGAGAUCUGUUUCCUUAGCACAUAAAACUCCAAGACCAAAUAGCCCUUUAAGUAAGACACAAAGACCAGUUAGCCCUUCCAGUAAUACAAAACGAUCAACAACACCUAUAAACAAAGUAAGACCAACUAGCCCAUCACAAAAACUUGGAAAACCAGUUAGCAUUACACCUAAAGCCAAAAAUCCAUCUAGUCCAGUGAGUAAGCAACAGAAUGAAAGGCCAAACACUCCAACAGCAAAAGGUCCUAAACCUACACGACCUCCUCGACCUUUUAGUCCACAAGCUGUCCCUGAUACAUUUACCACUCCACAGACUGAUGCCACAACUCCUUCUGAUAAGUUGGAGGCAACAGAUCAUCUACCUGAAGCCACAAAUUUUACUGAAGAUGUAAAGGUUGAUAACAAUGGGUUAAUACAGAAAUCUGGGGAAACUUCUUUGAUGGUGUAA
This is a messenger RNA of Limulus polyphemus (Atlantic horseshoe crab), 2586 nucleotides long. RefSeq names its product muscle M-line assembly protein unc-89-like. Bases 1 to 2586 code for a protein of 861 amino acids. The record is from RefSeq and is a predicted model, not a curated record. The transcript has 3 exons. Lineage: Eukaryota; Metazoa; Arthropoda; Merostomata; Xiphosura; Limulidae.